Messenger RNA from Haplochromis burtoni (Burton's mouthbrooder), 833 nucleotides. It is a transcript of the gene arl2, whose product is annotated as ADP-ribosylation factor-like 2. Gene Ontology annotation, molecular function: GTP binding; GTPase activity. NCBI's taxonomy places the organism in Eukaryota, Metazoa, Chordata, Actinopteri, Cichliformes, Cichlidae. Gene Ontology annotation, cellular component: microtubule cytoskeleton; cytoplasm. Gene Ontology annotation, biological process: protein folding. The record is from RefSeq and is a predicted model, not a curated record.
GUUUAAACUGAAUAUUUGGGACGUAGGCGGUCAGAAGUCACUGCGCUCCUACUGGAGGAACUACUUUGAGAGCACAGAUGGGCUGGUGUGGGUGGUGGACAGCGCAGACAGACUCAGACUGGAAGACUGCAGACAGGAGCUCAGCGCACUCCUCCUGGAGGAGAGGUUAGCUGGUGCAACGCUGCUGGUUUUUGCCAACAAACAGGAUUUACCAGGAUCUCUGUCCAAAGAGGCAAUACGAGAGGCGCUGGCCCUGGAUAACAUCAAAAGUCAUCACUGGUGUAUCAUUGGUUGCAGUGCAGUAACAGGAGAGAACUUGUUAGCUGGCGUGGACUGGUUAUUAGAUGACAUCGCUGCGAGGAUCUUCACUGCCGACUGAAUGUUUAACUGCAGACCAGCUGGUCUCUGUUCAUGACCUGCCGCCUUAAGUGACUGAAUGCUUUUAUACUUGUCCCAUCAACUAAGGAUUUACCCAGCAGUCCUGGGUUUGCACUGAUUUAAAGGAGACUUACCAUAGUUUACUUGUAUGAACCCAGUAAUAAAAGUUCAUCCAUUCUUGUGGCAAAACACUGCAGUUGCCUUCUUACAACAUCCACACUUGAUUCUUGCAGACAACUUGUUAUGCUCAUCUUUAUGUACUCUAAAGUUCUCUUUGACAUGCAAUUCUUUGCAAAUUCUGGUUGUAUCACAAGCUCCCACAGAGACAAAUUUUGUGCUUUCCACCAUUCUUGCACAGGCCAGUUCUGCAUAAUUUGUCAUCUCAUCUAUCAGCCUCAAGCUAAUUCUGACAGUUAGCAUUUAAGUUUGAUUUAAUUUGUGCUACAACACAAAGC